Messenger RNA from Pyrus x bretschneideri (Chinese white pear), 2486 nucleotides. RefSeq names its product origin of replication complex subunit 3-like. NCBI's taxonomy places the organism in Eukaryota, Viridiplantae, Streptophyta, Magnoliopsida, Rosales, Rosaceae. Gene Ontology annotation, molecular function: DNA replication origin binding. The record is from RefSeq and is a predicted model, not a curated record. Gene Ontology annotation, cellular component: DNA replication preinitiation complex; nuclear pre-replicative complex; nuclear origin of replication recognition complex. Gene Ontology annotation, biological process: DNA replication; DNA replication initiation.
GAGAAAAGAACAUCAAUGGGGUCUGCAUCUGCAAGUGCGGGCGAUUCACCGCCCCCAUCAAGCCCCGAUGCCGCCCAAAACAACAUCCAGCAUUUCUUCGUUCUCCACAAAGCAUCUGAAAAAUCAACUUCUGGUGGGCGCCGAAAGAGGCUCGACCUAUGCCCAACAAAGCUUAAGGAAGGCGACGAGGGCUGCUUGCGAAUGGAAGCAUUUCAGUUAGUUUGGUCAGGAAUCGAAUCCUCCAUCAAGGACGUUCUGAGGAAUAUGAAUGCUCAGGUUUUCAACCAGAUACACAGCUGGGUAUGCGAUUCCUUCAGUGCUAUGAAGCCAAUUGCUCCCAUCCCUUCUCCUCUCGGCCCUUUUCCGAUUGUCCACGCUACUUCUUGUGCACAGCUCUUCACUGCGCUCCUUCUCACCAGGAAUAUCGAGUUUGUUGACGAUUUUUCGACAUUUCAAGAGCUUGGCCUCAGCCUGAAAUCUCACGGAUGCCAUGUCGCUAACCUUUCCUCUCUCGACUUUUCACCGAAGAAUGGGAUUGCUGGUUGUCUUUCAAGUUUAUUGAGACAGUUUUUGAUGCGCUCUUUUGACGCAGGUGAUAUGUCCCUAUUGGCAUCAUGGUACAGCCAGCACGGAAACUAUGGUUCUCAGGUGGUUGUCAUUAUAAACGACAUGGAAAGAUGUUCUAUUCGCUUGUCUGAUUUCAUUCUUAUGUUGAGUGAAUGGGUUGUCAAGAUCCCAGUCAUUUUAAUAAUGGGAGUUGCAACAACGUUGGAUGCCCCAAGAAUAUUUCCUUCAAAUGUGCUGAAGAAGUUGUGCCCUUGCAUGUUCAUGUUGGGAUCACCGGCUGAGAGGAUGGAUGCAGUUGUUGAGGCUGCUCUUGUGAGGUGCUGCUCUGGUUUCGCUGUGGGUCACAAGGUGGCUAUGUUUCUGCGAAACUACUUCUUCAAUCAGGAUGGUACACUGGCAUCUUUUAUUAGGGCUUUGAAGAUAGCAUCUGUCCAACAUUUCUCCUCGGAGCCUUUAAGCUUCAUACUUGGUCGAUUGCUUGUUAAAGAAGGAAGCAAGGGAUCUCAGAAUGAGAAAGUGAUCAAGUGUGCUUCCAAAGUUUUAUUUCAUGGAAGGGAUCAAAUGGCUGAACAAACUGAUAUCAAUAUAGCUCAUGGUUUGACAGAGUUGAAGAGAUUGCAGAUGCUCUGGAGCACUGUUGUUCUGUGCUUAUAUGAAGCUGGGAAGUUCGACAAAAUUCAAUUGUUAGACUUAUUUUGCGAGGCGCUUGAUCCAGAUAUUUACAACUCACUGGCUUCUGAUAAUGAUAAUCUCACUGGAGUGGGAAAGAGUUUUGCUACAUCUUUGUCAAGUGAUCACUGUGUGCUUGAACAAAAUUUGAGCUCCCGAAAGGGACACCUAAUUUGUCAGGUAGUUCGCAAAGUGAGGGAUCUUCCUGCAGUAUUGCUCUGUCAGUUGCUCAAAAGUUGGGAAGUUCUCACUGUCAAUGUUUUUGAGAUUCAUGAGAAGGUAAAGGAGCUGCAGUCAUUAAUGAAAUUUGAGGGAGGAAGUUGCAAACCAGAUUUGACUGACAUAUCCAAGAGAAAUAGAGCUCACAGUGGAAAAGCUGCUAUAUUAAUUGACUGUAUGGUGAGGUAUUUCAUGAUGCCGAUUGAGUGCAUACAUCUUCAUGAGAUUUCCUGCUUUAGAAAUGUUGAAAAACUUCAAUCGGUUUUAAUUGGCGACUCGAGGAAAAGGAUUCAAGUGGAUCUUUUGGAGUUCCAUAAAAUCCUACGAUGCAGUUGCUGCAGUAAGAGUGGCAACACUCCAUUGUCUACCAUGCCUGAUACCUCAAUUGUAUAUACCCUGGCUCAAGAGCACGGGGAUCUUAUCAACCUUCAUGACUGGUUCCAGUCUUUCAAGACAAUUGCUAUUCAGCCCAAGAGGAAAGCGAAAUGCAAGUUAAAGCAGUCCCCACUACCCAAAAAAAGAAAAGAAAGCAAUGACUCGGAAAACAAGAGUGAAGCAUCUAUUCAAGCACGAUUUUGCAGGGCAAUCACAGAACUACAGAUUACAGGCCUCAUUCGGAUGCCAAGCAAAAAACGUCGUGACUAGAGAGUGGCCUUUGGUCUGUGACAAGCUGUACAAGGUCAGUUGGCUCUUAGUUUUCCCCUUUUACUUGCAUCGCCUCGGAAGAUUAUCGUGAAACUACAGAUAUUGUCCUUGUCUGCUUUAGAAAUUUUGCAUGCGCACGCGGGCACAUUAUGUAUAUACAGUACAGAUGAUCCUCCUUUCGACUAACAUUAACAGGAUGGGCUUCGGACACAAGAUCAAGAAGUAGAAAGGACAUUAGUGAUUGUAUGUACCAAAUAUUAUUAUUAUAAACUUUUUUCUUUGGUAAAAUAUUAUUGUAAACUUUUGGUUACCAACUAAUUACAUGAUAGUCCUUAAACUAGUUAUAAAUAAAUAAGGUGCGUACUCUAUAGUGAGUUUAACAUCAA